This is a messenger RNA of Armigeres subalbatus, 2622 nucleotides long. RefSeq lists its product as uncharacterized. The record is from RefSeq and is a predicted model, not a curated record. Lineage: Eukaryota; Metazoa; Arthropoda; Insecta; Diptera; Culicidae. The transcript has 2 exons. Gene Ontology annotation, molecular function: DNA binding. Gene Ontology annotation, cellular component: nucleus. The coding region runs from base 322 to 2088 and encodes 588 amino acids.
GAAAUGUGGGUAACCCCGUCAGGGUGGGUAAGCCCGUCACCCCAACGGUUUUACUAGAAAACAAUGUUUUAGUAUGUUUUUGACUAUACCAAUUAUAAGUACUUAUCAUUUUUACCAUUUCGAGACACAUCAUACCCACUAUGAACUGUCAAACGCGAAGAAAAUAAACAAAACAAACGCAAGCGUCGUCGCAGUAAAACCGGAUGUAAUUUUUCGAUGGUAGAUUUUAACGUUUUGAGAAAUAAUUAAGUUCAAAAAUUCAAUUCCAUCUAUCGCGUUCUUUCAUUUACACUGUGUUUUAGUGCUGUGAUUCAUUGAAAGAUGCCACGCAGCUACAGACGGAAGACCAACCGCGGAAAUUGGACCGAUCAGCAGCUGAUCCAAGCAAAGGAUGCAGUGGAUCGCGGGAUUUCCGUUAAUCGUGCUGCUAAGACGUUUGGAAUUCCGAGAACUACAUUGGCAGACCAUGUCACGGGAAAGGUGGUUAAGUCGAAAUUGGGGUCACGAGAAACGGUUUUCACUCCGCAACAGGAAGCAGAACUUUUGCAGCACCUGCUUGACUUGGAAAGUCGUUUUUACGGCAUUACAAAGAACGAUGUCCGUGAGCUGGCUUUCGAGCUGGCUGAAAAAAAUAAGAUUCCCCAUCCGUUCAACAAAAAGAAGAAAAUGGCUGGGUGCGAAUGGAUGGCCGGAUUUUUGAAGCGCAAUCCGAAACUUUCAUUCCGCAAGCCGGAGCCCACGUCGGCUGCUAGAGCCAGGGGAUUUAACAAAGUUUCAGUUAAUGCCUUCUUCGACAUGUAUGAAGCUGCCCUUCGAAAAAAGAACUUUCGUCCGGAACGCAUCUAUAAUGUCGACGAAACAGCGAUUUCCACGGUAUGUAGAGUUUUUUGCUUGAUCGAAGCAUACAUCAAUGCUUUAUGUUCAUGUUUUCAGGUGCCUCCUAAUAAGAAGAAGAUAGCUGCACUCAAGGGUAAGAAGCAGGUUGGAAUUAUUUCGUCAGCGGAACGAGGAGAGACCACUACCGUCGUCAUGAGUAUGUCAGCGAGUGGCCAUUAUCUUCCGCCAUUCGUAAUCUUCCCGCGUACUCGAAUGCAUGAUAGUCUCAAACACGGAGCACCAUCGGGAACAAAAUUCGCAUGUAAUCCUUCAGGAUACAUGACCGCUGAGAUGUUCGAUACAUUUUUUGAUCACUUUCUUGAACAUGCUCAUGCUCUAGAAUCUGAUCCAAUACUGCUUUUGGUGGAUGGCCAUUCAUCACACACCAAAAACCUAGCAGUAACCGAGAAGGCUCGAAAGCAUAACGUGACCAUACUUUCGCUUCCACCGCAUUGCAGCAACAAACUCCAACCGUUAGAUGUCGCGUUUAUGGCGCCGUUUAAAGCAUAUUAUUCCACUGCCGCCGAAGCAUACCUAAGAUCCAACCCAGGGCACGUUAUCGGUCAAUACAAUAUCAUGCAGCUAAUGAGAUCUGCUUUUGAAAAAGCUGCCACGAUGUCAACUGCAGUUAACGGUUUCAAAAAAUGUGGAUUAUGGCCGUGUGACCGAACCGUUUUUGACGAAAGCUCAUUUGCACCAUCGUUGGUCACGGACCAAGAAUUGGAAAAUACUGGAAUGGACUCGGCUCCUCAGGAAAAGGAUGCAGAUACACCGAUGCCAGCUGGAGCGGUCACCGGUAGCAUGAAUGAAAGUGUGAAAUCUGGUGAGUCGUCUUUCACGGUUACACCGGAGGAAGUGUUGCCUCUACCAAAAAUGACAACAGCGCGUGCCACAAAAAGAAAACGACGAGCAGAGAAGGCUCAGGAUAUUACGUCUGAUGAUUAUCGUCAGAGCUUGAUCGAUGCUAAGGCUACAAAGGACAUCUCAUCCAUCAAAAAAGGUAAGAGGGCAUCUUCAAAAGGACCACAAAAGCGACAAAAGCGGCAGAAGCUUACCAACGAUUUGGAUGAUUCAUUGUGUGACCGAUGCGGAAACUGCUUCUCAGAUUCUUCAAACGGAGAAGGUUGGAUAAUUUGUGUCUCAUGCAAAAACUGGAUCCAUACGCAGUGCUAUGAUAAUUCUGAUUUGAUUUGCAUUUUCUGUACUGAAUAAUUUUUUUUCAUUGUCAGUGGGAUCUGAGCUUAGAGUCAGCAAACCCAUCACGUAAAUUCGUAAAACGAAUUGAACUUUUUUUUUUAAAUAAUUGAACUUACAGUCGCUUAUUAAAAGAAUAAAAAUCUCCAAAGGAAAACAUAAACAAUGCUUGUAUUUUUCUCACAAAAAUAUCAAAUCAAACCCACAUCAAAAGUUUAAUUUCCCUGAUUUCUGGCCAUAUUGGACUUGUAGCACAUGUUUUGUACCUGAGGGUCUGCCCAUUUACUGCGUGGACAUGAUAAGCGGUGCUCAAGAAUCAGAAAAAUAGUACAGAAAAAAAUCAAACAACAUUAUGGCAUAGAGGUAUGUAUGAUUCUGGGACACUCUAAAAUAUGUCCCUGUGGUAUAUGGAUGAACCCAUAUGAAAUGGCCAAUUUAGAUGAUUGAUAAAUCAUCACAAGAGAUCAAAAAUAUCUACACGUUCAACAUUAAUUUUCGUUUGCAGAAAUUCUCAAAACUAUUUUAAUAAAAAUGUAUGCCGGUCUUACCCCA